Sciurus carolinensis (gray squirrel) is the source of this 2415-nucleotide messenger RNA. RefSeq names its product leucine rich repeat transmembrane neuronal 4 (gene Lrrtm4). Bases 643 to 2415 code for a protein of 590 amino acids. The transcript has 3 exons. Lineage: Eukaryota; Metazoa; Chordata; Mammalia; Rodentia; Sciuridae. Gene Ontology annotation, molecular function: protein binding. The record is from RefSeq and is a predicted model, not a curated record.
CUGAGCAUCAUCAGUCUCUGGAAAGCCUUCUGAAUUAGACAAGGGCUGCCUCUCAGCACAGCUACAAAACACUUUAAACCUGACCAGCUAAAUGGAUAAACCUAGCCUGCAUAGCUUUUAAACUGGGGUCUCAUACAGCACAGGAGGCCUGCUUGCUUCAAGAACUGAAAAUCCAGAGGAUGAAUUGCUUUAUCUGGGAAUGGCAAAAGCCAGCACAAUAAGGAAUGCCAGGUAUUCUGAAGAUUUUAUUUUUUUCCUCUCAUUUCACAGAGAAGUUGGUUACCUCCGAGAUGGGCUGUAGCUCUUUUGCACAGAUUGCCAAUUACUGCUGAUGGGUCUCUGGUGAAUUACACAAUGGUCCUCAGAGCCUAGAGGCCCUCCCCCCUCGCCCCCCCCCACAACGCUUCCUCCUCCCUGCCCCUUCAUCCCACCCCGUGCUGAUUUUUUAAAAUAUAUAUGUAUAUAUAUAUUUUUUGCCUGUCUUCUCCGGGGAAGUUUGUAUGGGGCUACUAGCUCACAUGCGGGAUCAGAAUGGUGUGAAUGACAGCCGCACUGUGUCAUGAAGGUGGUGGUGAUUUCAGCAAGAGAGACCAAAUAAGAAGAAAGCUGAGAGAGGGGGGAAACGUUUUUGGAUGACAAAGGAUGGGUUUCCAUUUAAUUACGCAGCUGAAAGGCAUGAGUGUGGUUCUGGUGCUACUUCCUACACUGCUGCUUGUUGUGCUCACGGGGGCUCAGAGAGCUUGCCCGAAGAACUGCAGAUGUGAUGGCAAAAUUGUGUACUGUGAGUCUCAUGCUUUCGCAGAUAUUCCUGAGAACAUUUCUGGAGGGUCACAAGGCUUAUCAUUAAGGUUCAACAGCAUUCAGAAGCUCAAAUCCAAUCAGUUUGCCGGCCUUAACCAGCUUAUAUGGCUUUAUCUCGACCAUAAUUACAUUAGCUCAGUGGAUGAAGAUGCAUUUCAAGGGAUCCGUCGACUCAAAGAAUUAAUUUUAAGCUCCAACAAAAUUACCUAUCUGCACAAUAAAACAUUUCACCCAGUUCCCAAUCUCCGCAAUCUGGACCUCUCCUACAAUAAACUUCAGACAUUGCAAUCUGAACAAUUUAAAGGCCUUCGGAAACUCAUCAUUUUGCACUUGAGAUCUAACUCACUCAAGACUGUGCCGAUAAGAGUUUUUCAAGACUGUCGGAAUCUUGACUUUCUGGAUUUGGGGUACAAUCGUCUUAGAAGCCUAUCCCGAAAUGCUUUUGCUGGCCUUUUGAAAUUAAAGGAGCUCCACUUGGAGCACAACCAAUUUUCCAAGAUCAACUUUGCUCAUUUUCCACGUCUCUUCAACCUCCGUUCGAUUUACUUACAGUGGAACAGGAUUCGCUCCAUUAGCCAAGGCUUGACAUGGACUUGGAGUUCCUUACACAACUUGGAUUUAUCAGGGAAUGACAUCCAAGGAAUUGAGCCGGGCACAUUUAAAUGCCUCCCCAAUUUGCAGAAAUUGAAUUUGGAUUCCAAUAAGCUCACCAACAUCUCACAGGAAACUGUGAAUGCGUGGAUAUCAUUAAUAUCCAUUACCUUGUCUGGAAAUAUGUGGGAAUGCAGUCGAAGCAUCUGUCCUCUAUAUUACUGGCUUAAGAAUUUCAAAGGUAAUAAAGAAAGCACCAUGAUAUGUGCAGGACCUAAGCACAUCCAGGGCGAAAAGGUUAGUGACGCAGUGGAAACAUAUAACAUCUGUUCUGAAGUCCAGGUGGUCAAUACAGAGAGGUCGCACCUGAUGCCCCAAACUCCCCACAAGCCUCUGGUUAUCCCUAAACCUACCAUCUUUAAACCAGAUGCCACCCAACCCACCCUUGAAACACCAAGCCCUUCACCAGGCUUCCAAAUUCCUGGCACAGAGCAAGAGUAUGAGCAUGUUUCAUUUCACAAAAUUAUUGCAGGGAGUGUGGCUCUGUUUCUCUCGGUGGCCAUGAUCCUCUUGGUAAUCUAUGUGUCUUGGAAACGCUAUCCAGCCAGCAUGAAACAACUCCAGCAACACUCUCUUAUGAAGAGGCGGCGGAAAAAGGCCAGAGAGUCUGAAAGACAAAUGAAUUCCCCUUUACAGGAGUAUUAUGUGGACUACAAGCCUACAAACUCUGAGACCAUGGAUAUAUCGGUCAAUGGAUCUGGGCCCUGCACAUAUACCAUCUCUGGCUCCAGGGAAUGUGAGAUUCCACACCACGUGAAGCCCUUGCCCUACUACAGCUAUGACCAGCCAGUGAUUGGGUACUGCCAGGCUCACCAGCCGCUGCACGUCAACAAGGGCUACGAGACAGUGUCUCCAGAGCAGGACGAAAGCCCCAGCCUGGAGCUCGGGCGAGACCACAGCUUCAUCGCCACCAUCGCCAGGUCGGCUGCACCUGCCAUUUACCUGGAGAGAAUAACAAACUAG